AUGGCCGCAUCGUCGUCCUCUGCCAGAUUAUCUCCCUCCACGCAUCAGAGACAUGCGUCCACUAGAGCAUCAUCACCGGCAGCAGCGAAUGCCGCCGCACCUUCGCCACCGUCGCCCUCCAAGUCGUCCGCUUCCUCUCCCUCACACCAGAUCCCCUUCGACCGCCUCGAGCCACGCACCUUCUCCAUCAUCUCUCACGUGGAUCACGGCAAGUCGACGCUGGCAGACCGCCUCCUCGAGCUCACCGGCACCAUAUCCAAGGACGAUGCCAACAAGCAGGUCCUCGACAAGCUCAAGGUCGAGCGCGAACGCGGCAUCACCGUAAAGUCCCAGGCCGUCAGCAUGGUCUACCACUACGAUGGCCCGCGCGACGGUCAGGUCGGUCCCAAGCCGGGCAAGUACCUCCUCAACCUCAUCGACUGCCCCGGCCACGUCGACUUCUCCUACGAGGUCAGCCGCAGCCUCAGCGCGUGCCAGAGCGCCUUGCUCGUCGUCGACGCAACCCAGGGCGUGCAGGCGCAGUCCAUCACCGUCUUUGAGCUGGCGAGGCAGCGGGACCUGCUCAUCGUCCCCGUGCUCAAUAAGAGCGACCUGCCCGCUGCCGACCCGGAACGCUGCGUCCUGCAGAUGGAGGAGGUCCUCGGCCUCGACACGACGAUGCCCGGCCAGGAGCCGCUGCUGAUCUCGGCCAAGACGGGACAGGGCGUCGACGAAGUGCUUCGCGCGCUCGUAGAACGGACACUCGCACCCGAUGGCACCGAGGACGGCCAGCUGGAAGGGCGCGAGGGCCCUGGCUUCCGCGCGCUCGUCUUUGACAGUUGGUACGAUCAGUACCGCGGCGUCGUCUCGCUCGUCUCGAUCGCCGAUGGCGCAGUCAAAAAGGGCGACCGCAUCACAUCGAGCCAUACAGGCAAGAAGUACGAGGUGCUCAGUCUCGGCGUCAACCACCCGGAGAUGGUGCCCACAGAGGUGCUGCGCAAGGGACAGGUCGGCUGGAUUAUUGCCAAUAUGAAGGACAUGGGCGAGGCGCUCAUCGGCGACACGUUCCACCUGGCGCACGAAAAGGUCGAGCCGCUCGAGGGCUUUGCACCGACGGUGCCAAUGGUCUAUGCCGGCAUCUUCCCAGUCGAGACGACCGACUUUCUCAAGCUCGAGGAGGCAAUCAACCGACUGGCGCUCAACGACCGUUCCGUCACGGUGCAGCGCGAGUCGUCGAUGGCCCUCGGCCAAGGUUGUCGGCUGGGCUUCCUCGGACUCCUCCACCUCGACGUCUUCCGGCAGCGGCUCGAGGACGAGUAUGGCCACGCCAUCCUCGUCACGUCGCCGUCGGUGCCAUACCGCGUGCAGUGGAAGGACCCGUCGCGCGGAGAGGAGAUUAUCUCGAACCCCAUCGACUUCCCCGAGGAUGCGGAUCGCAAGUCCAAGGUCGUCGAGCUGUCCGAACCCAUGGUGCUCGGCACCGUGCGCUGUCCAGAGGUGUAUACGGGCGAGAUCAUGAGCCUCUGCUCGGAGCACCGCGGCGAGCAGCUCGACUUCCAGAUGGUCGAGUUCAGCAACACGCGCAAGGACGGCGGCGCAAAGGAAGGCCUGAAGCAGGUCGAGAUCAAGUACCGUCUGCCGCUCGGCGAGAUUGUGAGCGACUUUUUCGACAAGCUCAAGUCGCGCUCGUCGGGCUUUGCCAACUUUGACUACGUCGAGGACGGCUAUGCCGAGUCGGAUCUGGUCAAGCUGCAGUUCUGGGUGAGCGGCGCGCCCGUCGACGCGCUCGCCAUGGUGCUGCACCGCUCCAAGGCCAUCUCGACGGCGCGAAGCUGGGUCAAGAAACUCAAGGAGGUCGUGCCGCGCCAGCAGUUUGAGGUCAGCAUCCAGGCCGGCUUCGGAGGCAGCAAGGUGCUGGCGCGCGAGACGCUCAGCGCCUACCGCAAGGACGUCACCGCCGGACUGUACGGCGGUCACUACGAGCGCAAGCUCAAGCACCUCAACAAGCAAAAGGAGGGCAAGAAGCGGCUAAAGACGAUGGGAUUCGGCAAGGUGCAGAUCCCGACUGAAAAGUUCUUGCAAGUGCUCGAUACAAGGGCCAAGUCGUCCAAGUAG
Messenger RNA from Pseudozyma flocculosa PF-1, 2094 nucleotides. RefSeq lists its product as uncharacterized. NCBI's taxonomy places the organism in Eukaryota, Fungi, Basidiomycota, Ustilaginomycetes, Ustilaginales, Ustilaginaceae. Gene Ontology annotation, molecular function: mitochondrial ribosome binding; GTP binding; GTPase activity. Gene Ontology annotation, cellular component: mitochondrion. The record is from RefSeq and is a predicted model, not a curated record. Gene Ontology annotation, biological process: positive regulation of translation. The transcript has 3 exons. The coding region runs from base 1 to 2094 and encodes 697 amino acids.